Messenger RNA from Abrus precatorius (Indian licorice), 3739 nucleotides. Its product is annotated as pentatricopeptide repeat-containing protein At1g25360. Gene Ontology annotation, biological process: RNA modification. The coding region runs from base 233 to 2608 and encodes 791 amino acids. Lineage: Eukaryota; Viridiplantae; Streptophyta; Magnoliopsida; Fabales; Fabaceae. The record is from RefSeq and is a predicted model, not a curated record. The transcript is spliced from 2 exons. Gene Ontology annotation, molecular function: zinc ion binding; protein binding; RNA binding.
AACUUAAAACCGCAGCUUGAAGGUAUGCGAGCAACAUCCCUGUCCUUAGAAGUCCAAAAUAAAACACAUCAGGUUAAGGGUGUGUCAAAAUUUGAAAAAAAAUGUCGUGAAGUCAUUGUCCCAUUAUAGUCUUAGCAUUAAAAGAAACCAAACAAAACAACCUACGUAUUACGUAACCUCCAAUUCAACUGACUGUUACUUCCUACGUUUGAAUGAGGCCCUGUGACGUUCCAUGAGCAUGGUCAUGGACGUUCGCGCAUUGGGCAAUCGCUACUUGGUCCAACUCACACACACUUCCCUCACACGUGCCGUCCAUGCCCACAUCCUCACCUCCGGCUUCAGCCCAUCUCCUCUCAUCCUCAACCGCCUCAUCGACCGUUACUGCAAAUCAUCCAACAUUCCCUACGCCCGCCACCUGUUCGACAGAAUUCCCAAACCAGACAUCGUCGCUACAACCUCCCUUCUGUCCGCUUACUCUUCCACUGGCAACAUUAAACUCGCCCACCAACUCUUCCAUGCCACCCCUUUCUCCAUUCGCGAUACCGUUAGUUACAACGCCAUGAUCACUGCCUUUUCCCACUGUCAUGAUGGCCACGCUGCUCUCCAACUCUUCAUACAAAUGAAAAGGCACGGUUUUGCUCCCGACCCUUAUACCUUCUCGAGCGUUCUUGGUGCACUGUCUUUGAUUGCUGAUGUGGAGAGGCAUUGCCAGCAAUUGCACUGUGAGAUCAUCAAGUGGGGUUCACUCUAUGCACCUUCUGUUUUGAAUGCUUUGAUGAGUUGUUAUGUUUGUUGCGCUUCUUCGCCAUUGGUGGACUCUUGUUUGUUGAUGGCUGCUGCUAGGAAGCUGUUUGAUGAGGCGCCUCCUGGUCUGAGGGAUGAACCCUCUUGGACUACCAUCAUUUCUGGUUAUGUUAGGAACGGUGAUCUUGUUGCGGCACGUGAGCUUCUUGAUGGAAUGACUGACCAAAUUACUGUUGCUUGGAAUGCCAUGAUUUCUGGCUAUGUGCACCGUGGUUUAUAUGAAGCAGCAUUUGACUUGUUCAGGAGAAUGCAUAACUUGGGAAUUGAGCAGGAUGAGUAUGCUUACACCAGUGUACUUAGUGCUUGUUCUAAUGUUGGGUUGUUCAACAUUGGAAGACAGGUGCAUGCUUAUGUUCUCAGAACAGUGGUGCAGCCUUCGCAACAUUUUAUUUUAUCUGUGAAUAAUGCUUUGAUUACCUUAUACACUAAAUGUGGUAAACUGGUUGAGGCAAGGCAAGUUUUCAAUAAGAUGCCUGUGAAAGACCUCAUUUCAUGGAAUGCGAUUUUGUCUGGGUAUGUCAAUGCUCAGUGCAUUGAGGAGGCUAACUCCAUUUUCAGGGAGAUGCCAGAGAGGAACUUGCUGACGUGGACUGUGAUGAUAUCUGGUUUAGCACAAAAUGGUUUUGGAGAAGAAGCUUUGAAGCUCUUCAACCAGAUGAAGUUAGAGGGACUGGAACCAUGUGAUUAUGCAUAUGCUGGAGCAAUUACAUCUUGUGCUGUUCUUGGAUCAUUGGACAAUGGACAACAAUUACACUCUCAGAUAGUCAGAUUAGGUCACGAUUCAAGCCUCUCAGCUGGCAAUGCACUGAUCACAAUGUAUGCAAGGUGUGGUCUUGUUGAAGCUGCUGAUACUAUGUUUGUCACAAUGCCAUAUGUGGAUUCAGUAUCCUGGAAUGCCAUGAUUGCAGCUCUUGCACAGCAUGGACACGGCAUCCAAGCUGUUCAACUUUAUGAACAGAUGCUGAAGGAAGGUAUAUUACCUGAUAGGAUAACUUUUCUCACAAUUCUUUCUGCCUGUAGCCAUGCAGGCUUGGUGAAAGAGGGACGCCAUUAUUUUGAUACAAUGUGUACACGCUAUGGUAUAACCCCAGGAGAGGAUCAUUAUGCUCGUUUGAUUGAUUUGUUAUGUCGUGCUGGUAUGUUCUCGGAAGCAAAGAAUGUAACUGAAACAAUGCCUUUUGAGCCCGGUCCGCCAAUUUGGGACGCUCUUCUUGCUGGUUGUAGGAUUCAUGGAAACAUUGAAUUAGGCAUUCAAGCUGCUGAACGACUCUUUGAGCUUAUGCCACAGCAAGACGGGACCUACAUAAUCCUUUCCAAUAUGUAUGCCACUUUAGGUAAGUGGGAUGAAGUUGCGAGGGUGAGGAAAUUAAUGAGGGAACGAGGGGUUAAGAAGGAACCUGGCUGUAGUUGGAUUGAGGUUGAAAACAUGGUCCAUGUAUUUUUGGUUGAUGAUGCUUUGCACCCUGAGGUGCAUGCGGUGUACAGAUAUCUGGAGCAAUUGGUACAUGAAAUAAGGAAAUUGGGGUAUGUUCCUAAUACAAAGUUUGUAUUACAUGAUAUGGAAUCUGAACAUAAAGAAAAUGCCCUGUCCACCCAUAGUGAAAGGCUUGCUGUUGUUUAUGGAAUUAUGAAACUUCCUUCAGGAGCUCCUAUUCGGGUUUUCAAAAAUUUGAGGAUAUGUGGAGACUGCCAUAAUGCAUUCAAGUUUAUUUCCAAAGUAGUGGAACGAGAGAUAAUUGUCAGAGAUAGGAAGAGGUUUCACCAUUUUAGAAAUGGUGAAUGUUCUUGCGGUAACUACUGGUAGGAAGAGGUUCUUUAUUUGAUUAUCAACAAGGGUUAAUGUCAACUGUGCUCAAAUGAAUUUAGAAUACAUGAAGUGAAACCUGGUGCCUUUACAAUCGGUAAUUCAAAAUUGAGGGUGAUAAUGGCCCCAAAAUGAUCUCCAAAAGGUUGAUAAAUGUUUAUAUGACAUGCCAAAGCCAUUGACAAGGGAUUGCACUUGAAUGCUAGAGUAUAUCAUUGCCAUAUCAAGCCAUUUAUCAUGGGAACAAAGGCCGGCAGCAAUAGUAAGAGAAAACUUGUUUCUGUCGAAUGCCAAGUCAUCUAGGCUAUCAUUGUUACUACAGUUUCCUUUUGUUUCUCGUGUUUGUUAGCUUUUGCAUCAGAAACUGCAAUCAAUACAGUGUCAUGAGUGUCAUCUGGUUCCUAGCUGCGGCAUUGCAUGCCAUCUCGGUGGCAGUGGCUCUGGGAGGAGCAGAAGGAGGGAAUGAGGUGGCGCUCAGUUUAAAGGCUGAGGAACAGUGACACUAAAGCUACUUUGAAAUGAAAAGGAACAACAUUUGUCCUUUGUUAUUGUGCUCAGUGCUCAAUGUGCAAGAGAACCUCAAGCAAAACACUCUGAUGUCUCAACCUGUAAGUGUCAGAUGCUUUUGCUAGACUCCCUGCAAGUAUGCCUUCUGCGAAUGAAAAGUGAUAUCAGUGAUCCUGGAAAUCAUCUUUUCAACAUAUGGGUUGAACUGAGGGUGCCCAAACAAGAAUAGAAGCAUUCUUGUGAUGUUACUAAAGAUGAAGAACUACUUAUAGUACGUUGUCUUUCUUUCUGUUAUUAGAGGGUCUUGAAUCUGAAACGGCUAUGAACCUUUACAACCGAGAAAAAUCAUGCUUGCACACUCGUGUUCCUUUGUAAGGGUGCUACACAUCACAUGGGUGCAGAGGAAUGACUUUAGCUUCCCUCGCUCUGGAUGAGUUAGAUGGAAAGAGAUUUACUUAUGUUACAAAAUUAAUUUUCACACUUUUUUAAUAAAAAAAUGCAUGUUGUAAUAAAAAUAUGUAUUUCAAAUUAAUAUAAGUAAGCAUUUUAAUCAUAUUUAACGAUUCAAAAUUAAAUGUAUUAAAAUUAUUUUUGUUCAACUUUAAACUUAAUGGGCACUAUUUU